Messenger RNA from Staurois parvus, 284 nucleotides. Lineage: Eukaryota; Metazoa; Chordata; Amphibia; Anura; Ranidae. The record is from the annotation of a GenBank genome assembly.
ACACAGUGGAUCACCGGUCAACGGAAAGAGCCGAAGAUGUCAGCUUGGUCAUGUGAUCAGCUGUGUCCAAUCGCAGCCGAUCACAUCAAUGCCACCUGUCAGUGCCCAUCAAUGCCAGCUGUCAGUGCUCAUCAAUGCCACCUGCCAGUGCCCAUCAGUGCCUCAUGAAUGCCACAUAUCAGUGCCUGCCAGUUCACAUUAAUGCCACAUAUCAGUGCCUACCAGUGCACAUCAAUGCCACAUAUCAGUGCCCAUCUGAGCUGCCUUUCAGUGUCACCUAUCAG